AUGCCAAUAAAAUUGCCCAAGGGGUUCCCGCGUCGCAAAUCUUCAGGCACUGUACUGGAUGACUUUUCCAACACCAACAAUGACUCCAAUACCGAUACAGGUUCCUCCUUCAAGGUUCUAGCAAGGCCUCACAGCCAGGCUAAGUCCUUCGAUGGUGGUGCUGCUCUACGACCCUCGCCUCUGACACCAAAACCAUUGCCGCAGCCAAGGUCAAGCUUCGAUGAAGACCAUGAAGAUUUAUUUUCGGUAGCACGAAAUGAUGCAGCCAACCGCGGUAGUGGCGCUACGUCGAACUCUCUAUCUACCGCGCCGUACGACAGCGCAGCCUCUUCUACACGAUAUAGCAAUUCAUCCACGAACCCCUCUUCCGUCGACUCGGGCUCUGGUAGAAAUAUCAAAGCAGCAGCAGGACAACCAGUCUACGACGACAUUCCUGUUCCACCACCUCAUAUCGCAAAGAGUGGUUUCCUCAAAAACGCCGGUCGCACCUUUUCUUUCGGCAUCACUAAGCACAAUAGUCGAGAAUCCAACGAUCUGCCAUCUCCAUUACCGUCGGACAGGCAUCGUCGUCCUGCCUUGGCCGAAACAAGAGAAAGAGCCAUGACAACCAGCAGCGUGACAACCGCCACAGCACCUAGACUGGACGAUGCCACUUUCUCUACCAAAGACGGAGAUGACGACUUCGGUAACAUGUUUGCCAACCUUGAUUCCAGGUCGAGUCGAGACGUAGGUUGCAUGGAUUCUUCUCCGCCUAAGGAGGAACUAUCAAUAAACCAGACUAACCAAUUCCAGCAUACUGUAAUAACCCGUCCAAGCCCCUUGAAGUCAGCACAACGAUCUGCUCCACCAGAACCCGUCCGCGUCAAUAGACACGUCCCAGUUGAAGACUCGCCUGCCUCUUGGAAUUCUCAGCAUUCUCAAGAUGGUCUCAUCGGCUCACCCAGCCCAUCACGCACUGUAACCCAAACCAGCCCACAGUCAUCCAACCUGCGCAACAUCACAAUGAACACAAUUCGCUCUCAGGACACCAGUGAUGACAACAUGUUCGAAGACACUCCACUGCGUCGAUCACCCGAGUCUGUCGCUGCCAAACCCACCAUAACGACCUCUCCUCGACCACCUCCUUCCUCUUUUCCAGCGACAGCCAUGACAAGAGCUCGUACUCAAUCGAAUGGAGCUUCUUCGAUACAGCGGUCUGAUGCUGGCUCCGAGUAUGGGCAGCCUGCCUUCGACCCCUCCUUGUUGGCGAACGUUCAACUUGCCUCACGUUAUGAAGAGACAGCUUCCUCGCCGACUCAGACAAACGCGAGCAAGGUUAUGACUCCUGCCGAGUUCGAGCGCUACAAGAAGCAAAAGGAGGAUACGAGACGGUACAACAAGGUCUUUGGCAAGGCUGAUUCCGACGAUGGCAGUGGCGACGAUUAUGACGAUGAGGAGGACGAUGAGCAAGAACGUGAGAAGCUGGCGGCUAAGCAGAGAAAGAAGCAGGAAGCCCACUUGGCCGUAUACCGCCAGCAAAUGAGAAAAGUCGCUGGGGAUGUUCCUAAUCCGGACCAGAGACCGGGCACCAGUAUAGGCAUCUACCAGUCCGGGAACGCGAGCCAGAACGACCUGACCACCAUGAACAGACGUAUGUCUCAGCUGACUGUGGAUGGUGCAGCAUCUACACCGCUUGGAAUGGGGAAGCUUCCCGUGGAUGAUGAGCCAGACGAGGAUGAGGACGUUCCACUAGGCAUCCUUGCUGCUCAUGGCUUCCCGAACAAGAACAAACCACCUACACGACUAGCAGCCUCAACUUCGAAUCCCAACCUGAGAAACUUGGCCCAAAUGCAAGGGGGAGCAUCGGUCGUCGGAGACCCAGCAAACAGAGGCUCCUUGCCAGCUUUUGCACGGCACUUGCCCCCGGAUCCCUACUACGGGGCUAGCCUUGUUCACCAGGCCGAGCGAGCACCUCUCAACAUGUCUCAAUCACAACUUGUCACACAACCUCAACCCUCGGGCGCCGCAACCGCCCAUCCUUUACACCCUGCAGGACUUGUAGGCGUUAUCGCUGGAGAAGAACGUGCUCGUGCCCUGCGGCGAGGCAGUCCAAAUCCACAAGGUGGCUACGAUAUGCCUAUGGGCUCUGCUCCGACCUCUGCAAGAGUACCUCAAUUUAUGCCGCCUCAGCCAGUGCUUACACCGUCCGAACAUGCACAGUUGCAGAUGUCCCAAUCUAUGGCCCAAAUGAUGCAGAUGCAGAUGCAGUGGAUGCAGCAGAUGUCAGCCAUGAUGGGCCCAAAUCAGAGCAUGCAAAUGCCCCCAAUGCCUAUGAUGGGAAUGGGAAUGGGAAUGGGAAUGCCAGGCAUGCAGAGUUUGCCUCAAUUCCAACAGAACGGUGUUCCGAUGCAGCCACAACAUCCCGGUAUGCCACAUCGCCCGCAGUCCGUGCCGCUACAGAACAUUCAUGGAGGUCAGCAACGGACUAUGAGUACGCUCAGCCCAAGCAUGGCCCCAUGGACCAACUCAAUGCCGGCGAUUCCGCAAAUGGUGCCUGGUGGCUCAGUAUAUGCACCUUCUAUAGCACCAUCGGAACGAAGUAACGUGGGGUUAGCGCCUCGAUACAGACCUGUUUCUACCAUGACCCAACAAGCUGAACAACAGAGGCCGAACUGGGAUAAAAGAUCAUCCACGUUCUCCUCGGCGACUUUCCGUCCAUAUUUGAAUGAGAAUGCACAAACUAAGCCGACGUCGACCAUCCGAACUAUCACACGCGUUAAUGAUGAUGAAGAUGACGAGCAAGGCUGGGCAGAAAUGAAGGCGAAAAAAGAGAAGAAACAGAGAACAUGGAAGCUGAGGAAAGGUAAUACAAAUACUUUGCAGGAGUUGUAUAAUGCGCCAGCCUGA
Lithohypha guttulata is the source of this 2886-nucleotide messenger RNA. RefSeq lists its product as uncharacterized. NCBI's taxonomy places the organism in Eukaryota, Fungi, Ascomycota, Eurotiomycetes, Chaetothyriales, Trichomeriaceae. The record is from RefSeq and is a predicted model, not a curated record. The coding region runs from base 1 to 2886 and encodes 961 amino acids. The transcript has 2 exons.